AUGAUGUCAUCCAAGCCAACAGCCUACCUCAGAAUAUGUGAAACCAAACCUAAUCCUUACCCACCAAGCUACUCUAUGGCUCCUGGGUCUCAACAACCUCUGAGUUUCAGCAGCCUAGGAACCCAAGCGCAGAGUGGUCAGCCUGCCUUCAUCACUUCUCCAGGAACCUUCACCAACAGUCGGCAGGGUCCAGGAAACAUACAAAUGGUAAAUUCAGCUAGAGGAGAAGCAGCUACCAACUUUAAAGAGAAAAGUAAAGCUGUCACUGCAAUCCAGAUCAUGAUUGGAUUGAUGCACACUGACUUCGAAAUUAUUUUGGGUUUAAUGGCCUCCAUUUAUAACCAAGUUUUGGGUUUUGCUUCCUUGUCUUUUACUGGCGGAUAUCCAUUCUGGGGCGACCUCUCUUUCACUAUUACUGGAGCACUGUCUAUUUCGGCAUCCAAGCAGUUUUCCCCUUGUCUGAUAAAAGGCAGCCUAGGAAUGAACAUUGUUAAUUCUGUCUUUGCCUUCAUUGGGGUGAUUCUGUUGCUGGUGGAUGUGAGCAUUAAUGGGCUGCCUAAUCAAGACUAUUGGGCAGUGCUUGCUGGGAAAGGAAUUUCAGCCAUGCUGAUCAUCUUCUCUCUUUAGGAGUUUUGCAUAACUUGUGUCACAGCCCAUUUUGCCAGCCAAGCAAUCACCAACACCAAUGGGUCUGUCCUGGCUAUUCCAACUGUGUAUGCAAAUAGUCCCUUGACCACAGGGUGGUCCUCAGUACCUCCCAGAAAUGAUGGCCACCAAGCUCAUACCACCUAA
This is a messenger RNA of Balaenoptera acutorostrata (minke whale), 792 nucleotides long. It is a transcript of the gene MS4A12, whose product is annotated as membrane spanning 4-domains A12. Gene Ontology annotation, biological process: cell surface receptor signaling pathway. The record is from RefSeq and is a predicted model, not a curated record. Gene Ontology annotation, cellular component: plasma membrane. Lineage: Eukaryota; Metazoa; Chordata; Mammalia; Artiodactyla; Balaenopteridae. The transcript has 7 exons.